CGUUCACGUCGUAGUCGCCGUCGUCGGGUCCGCCGUCACCGUCACCAGCCAACGUCACCCGACCAGGUUUCGCAGCUGUCAUCGUCAGGAGAGUUCAGAAAGCUUGAAGCACCACCUCAAAAUUGUUGAAGAGCGAGAAACAGGUGGAGAACGGCACGAUGACAAGACUCAUCACGGCGUUACUGCUGCUGCAGGCUAUCGCGAGGUUCGGUCGCGUGGCAGCCGCGGAUUCCACGCAUGCGACCGAGCAGCAACCGGCCCCUUCCGCGGUGCCGUCUGGAUUUUCUGGGCCAGAUUACACGGGCCCGUCCGCCGGUUCCGACGAGUGCGACCCAGAAAUGGUCGGCUUCGAGCUGGUGACGGGCUACGUGUACACCGCGCCCACGAACAUGCUCGAGUCCAUACCAGGCACGCUGAUGCUCACCGAUUGCCUGGAGACCUGUCAGGCGAACGACUCCUGCCAGGCGGUCAACUACGAGACGGGCCUAUGCGUUCUGUUCAGCUCGAACGCCGACAGUAACCCAGGUGCACUGUCGCAAUCGCAGUUCCCGGUGUUUACGAUCUACGCUCAGAAGAGCUGCCUGGCUGUGAAGCCAUGUGAACGCGCAUGGUGCAUCGACAGGGUUCAGGGCCAUCGCCUUCAGGGCCACGUACGCAGAACGAUGAGCGCCUCCUCCCGACAGCACUGUUUGGAGCUCUGUUUAGGCGAGAGGGACUUCCUGUGUCGAUCUGCGAACUACGCGAACGCAACGAAGCAGUGCGAGCUUUCCGACAUGGAUAGACUGACGGUGGCUGGAUCGAGCGCGUUCCAAAUCGCCAAGGGAUUCGAUUAUCUCGAAAAUCAUUGCGUGGACGAGCCCGUAAAACUGUGCGAAUUCAAGAAACUGUCUGGCCGUAUACUGAAGACCGUCGAUUCCGUUUAUCAAGAUGUCGGUAGCGCCGAAGAGUGCCGCGAGCUUUGUCUUAACUCGCCGUUCCGUUGCCAUUCUUACGAUUACGGUGACACUGGCGAUAUGGUCUGCCGACUCAGCCAUCAUUCCAGAGCUACACUUUCGGAUAUCCAGGAACCUUAUCUGGACGUGCCCGAGGGAUCGACGUACGAAUUGAGCUCUUGCUACAACGUGACCAUCGACUGCCGCGCGGGCGAUAUGGUGACGCGAAUUCAGACCAGCAAGCUAUUCUACGGCAAGGUGUACGUGAAGGGGUCGCCGAAUUCGUGCGUGCAGGACGUGAAGGGUGCCUUGGAGUUCGAGCUCCGAAUGGCGUACGACGAUCUCGAGUGCAACAUCAGACAACAGGGCCUGGGCCGGUACCUGAACGACGUCGUGAUCCAACACCACGACACCAUUGUCACCAGCUCGGAUCUCGGGCUGGCCGUCACCUGUCAAUACGAUCUGACCAACAAAACGGUGUCGAACGAAGUCGAUCUCGGCGUGCACGGUGACAUAACGCCCGCGCUGUCCGAGGAGGUGAUCGUCGACUCGCCCAACGUCGCCAUGAAGAUCACCGAUCGCAGCGGAAACGAGGCCAUCCCGUCGGCCGAAGUCGGUGAUCCACUGGCGCUCAAGUUCGAGAUCCUCGACCCGAACAGCCCCUAUGAGAUCUUCGUCCGUGAGCUGGUCGCCAUGGACGGCGUCGACUCCAGCGAGAUAGUCCUAAUUGACUCGGACGGUUGCCCGACCGAUCACGUCAUCAUGGGACCGCUCUACAAGUCGGUUAACAGCGGCAAGAUUCUCCUCUCGCAUUUCGACGCGUUCAAAUUCCCGAGCUCCGAGGUGGUGCAAUUCCGCGCACUGGUGACGCCUUGUAUGCCGACUUGCGAGCCAGUGCAGUGCGACCAGGAAGAGAUGACGGGCGAGCUCCGUUCGGUGAUCUCAUACGGCAAGCGCCGUCGUCGUCGUUCGACGGCUGCUUCGGCCCAGAGCCGCGAGGAUUUGCUCCUGGUGCAAUCGAUCCAGAUCACGGACAAGUUCGGUUUCGAACACGACAGCAAGGCGUCGAACGCUAGCACGGCGACUAGGGACACCGUUUUCGUCGAGAGCGAGGACGUGUCGUCGACGAUGGGCAUGUGCAUCAAUCUGGGCGAGGCGAUCGUCGCUGGAACCGUGUUCCUCGUCGCUCAGAUCGCGAUCAUCAUCGCGUGGACCUUCUCCUGGCAGAGACGUCGCCAGAUGCUGAAGCAUCAGGAGGCCCUCUCGGUGUCGGUUUCCGUCCCCGGGAUGCAUUCCGGGCCGGGACGCACCGACAGCCUCUGUAAGUUGUACGACGCCGGAUAUUCGGCGCGCCGUUUUUGAAUAGGCUUCGUUUCCUGUCUCCCCGGCGGCGUCUCGUCUUCCUAUCGACAUCAGCGUUCGGCCGACUUCGCGGAGUAUCCUCCGGGCAAAUAAGCAUCCCUCCGAUAGUCGCCGAAAUCUCGAGAGCUUCCCAUCAUUUUUGGCUGCGUCUCACGCUUCCAAAUCGAAAUCUUCCCGCCGGCGAUAACCGCGAGACAGUACACCGAAGGAAUCCAAUUGGUAAUGUGUAGCAAUUGCAAUCGGGACUCGUGCAAAUCAUCUACGGUACACGUAAUCGGUAAGUCUCAUUGGUACAUCGGACGAGUUUUGAAAAUAUCUUCGUAUCGAUAGAAGACAGUUCACGCUCUCUCUUCUUUUUUUAUGUUAUAAGAACUAUCACACGCAUACUCUUCUAAGGAUAAACGAUCGAACACCGCAUUCAUUAAUUUCCGCUUAAGAACAUUCACGAGUCACGGCCAUCGAUAAAAAGUCCAUGAAAUACUUUUAAUCGCGGUUAUGCAAAAAACUCGAGAACCAGUUGCCUUUUGCGAUCGCCGAUUUCUUCCCCGGCUGCGAAACGGUCGCGCAUCCUCUAUCGCGCCCCUUUUUUGCGGUUCCGCUCACCUGCCGCUGCAUGGCAGGCGUCAAUUAACGUGAUGCGUACAACUAACCACCAUGAAACGCGAUAAAAUCGUCGACUGCUCCCGAUUUAUUUUCGCGGCCGAUAGCGAAACGAUCCCGUCAGCUGCCCGUCGAUGGGCUAAUUUUAUUAAAAGGAGUCGUCGAAUCGCGUUAAUUAACGGCUGCCAUCGUAACGCAACAAUUGCUCUAGGGACUCGACGUGCCACACAGUGGCAAGCUGGUAGAAGCAAUUAGGCGAUCAAAGCGGCCGACUCGAUCGAUUAUCUUGCAGCUUCGUCAUUCCUCGUUCAUGAUAGCGCAUAAUCCCUCUUGUUUUCUUGCGACGUUUCUCCCCUUAUUCUUCCACUCACAAUCAGUCCAUAUUUUUCCUGUCGUUCAUAAAUGCGAAACGAGACGGGAUGAAGCGAAAUGGACCGAAGCAGGACGAGGCGUGGUGCUGU
Ceratina calcarata is the source of this 3355-nucleotide messenger RNA. RefSeq names its product ZP and PAN domain-containing protein neyo (gene neo). NCBI's taxonomy places the organism in Eukaryota, Metazoa, Arthropoda, Insecta, Hymenoptera, Apidae. Gene Ontology annotation, biological process: anatomical structure morphogenesis. The coding region runs from base 159 to 2294 and encodes 711 amino acids. The record is from RefSeq and is a predicted model, not a curated record. The transcript has 8 exons.